This is a messenger RNA of Ruditapes philippinarum (Manila clam), 633 nucleotides long. Its product is annotated as complement C1q-like protein 4. Gene Ontology annotation, molecular function: protein binding. Bases 1 to 633 code for a protein of 210 amino acids. The record is from RefSeq and is a predicted model, not a curated record. The transcript has a single exon. Lineage: Eukaryota; Metazoa; Mollusca; Bivalvia; Venerida; Veneridae.
AUGGAUUCGAAAAUACCAUUUGCAUUCCAACUUUCGUUUAUAGGCUUUUGUCUAAUGAUAUCGUUCACAGAAAUACAAAAGGGAGACUGUGCUGAAGUUUCUAAUACCGAAAAUGAACUUGCCGAGGACAUUUUCAGUACACUUCAAUCACUUAGGAGUGAAGUACAAAGUCUAAAGGCACAGAUUGGUGUUGAGGGGGAAAGAAGCAUUUCCCCGGAAGAGAGACGGGUUUCGAAGAAAAAACGAGUGGCUUUUUAUGCAAGAGUUUCGCCAUCCAUUACUAAAAUUGCGGCCGAAGACACGAUCGUAUUUUCUCUCGUGGAAACAAACAGUGGCGAAGCAUAUAAUCCUUCAACUGGCGAAUUUAAAGUGCCUAUUGCUGGAACAUACGUUUUCCAUUCGAAUAUCCUAUCAGGACAUGGAAAGUUUAUUGAAACCUGCCUCAAGGUUAAUGGGAAAGACAGGAUGCUGAUGUACUCUGGUAGUAAAUUUUUCGGUUCGGGAAGCAAUAUGGCAGUUCUUGAACUAAAGGCUGGGGAUAUCGUCAACAUAGCUAAGCAGGGUCCUUGGGGAACGGUACCAUUGUAUGUGCACCAUCUUUGGAGUACAUUUUCCGGAUUUCUACUCUACUGA